This is a messenger RNA of Gloeophyllum trabeum ATCC 11539, 2004 nucleotides long. RefSeq names its product AICARFT/IMPCHase bienzyme. Lineage: Eukaryota; Fungi; Basidiomycota; Agaricomycetes; Gloeophyllales; Gloeophyllaceae. Gene Ontology annotation, molecular function: phosphoribosylaminoimidazolecarboxamide formyltransferase activity; IMP cyclohydrolase activity. Gene Ontology annotation, cellular component: cytosol. The coding region runs from base 100 to 1902 and encodes 600 amino acids. The transcript has 8 exons. The record is from RefSeq and is a predicted model, not a curated record. Gene Ontology annotation, biological process: 'de novo' IMP biosynthetic process.
AGAGGACGUUCAAGCAAAAAACACCACCAAAAUCGCCAAUCCCAUCCAACUCGAAACCUCUUUUCACUCGUCGGGACGGACAGGACGAUCAUACAGACAAUGUCUCAACCAAUUGCGCUGUUGUCCGUCUACGACAAGACCGGCCUCCUCGAGUUUGCAAAGGAGCUCCAGGCGUCGGGCGUACGUCUGCUCGGGUCAGGGGGAACUGCGAAAAAGAUCAGGGACGCUGGGAUCGCCAUCCAGGAUGUCUCUGAUAUCACCAAAGCCCCGGAGAUGUUGGGAGGGAGAGUCAAGACGCUGCAUCCAGCCGUACAUGGCGGUAUCCUCGCCCGCUCCAUCCCUUCCGACGAAGCCGACCUCCAGGCGAACUCCAUCUCGCCCAUUUCCAUCGUCGUCUGCAACCUCUACCCUUUCACCUCCACCAUCGCCCAGCCGGACUGCACGCUCGCCGCCGCAGUCGAGGAGAUCGACAUCGGCGGGGUGACCCUCUUGCGCGCGGCCGCGAAGAACCACGCGCGCGUCGCCGUGCUCUCCGACCCCGCGGACUACCCCGCGUUCCUGCAGGCGUGGAGGGCGGGGAAGGGCGACGUCGGCCAGGCGCUGCGCAGCAUGCUCGCGCUCAAGGCGUUCGAGAUGACCGCGCACUACGACGAGGCGAUCAGCGGGUACUUCCGGGAGCAGUACGCGAGCAGCGAUCUCCCGCCGCAGAGCCUGGUCGCGCCUGUGCAGCGGAUGCCGCUGCGGUACGGCGCGAAUCCGCACCAGAAGCCCGCGCAGGCGUUCGUGACGGAGGGCGAGCUGCCGUUCAAGGUGCUUUGCGGAUCACCGGGGUACAUCAACCUGCUGGACGCGCUCAACUCGUGGGCCCUGGUGAAGGAGCUGCAGGAGGCGCUCGAUAUCCCCGCGGCUGCGUCGUUCAAGCACGUCUCGCCCGCCGGCGCGGCCGUGGGCAUCCCCCUCGACAACACCGAGAAGAAGGUCUACGGCGUGGACGACCUCAAGGAAGAGCUCACGCCCGUCGCCUCGGCGUACGCCCGCGCGCGCGGCGCGGACCGCAUGUCCUCGUUCGGCGACUUCAUCGCGCUCUCCGCGCCGUGCGACCUCGCGACGGCGCGCAUCAUCUCGCGCGAGGUGUCCGACGGCAUCAUCGCGCCCGGGUACUCGUCCGAGGCGCUUGACGUUCUGAGCAAGAAGAAGGGGGGCAAGUACUGCGUGCUGCAGAUGGAUCCCGCGUACACUCCGCCCGCGACGGAGACGAGGCAGGUGUUCGGGAUCUCAAUGCAGCAGAGGAGGAACGACGCGAAGAUUGACGCGAAGCUCUUUGAGAACAUCGUCACACAAAACAAGGAUCUCCCGAAGGAAGCUGUGACGGACCUGAUCGUCGCGACGCUUGCACUGAAGUACACGCAGUCCAACAGCGUCGCGUACGCGCGUAACGGCGCGAUCAUCGGGAUCGGCGCGGGCCAGCAGUCGCGCAUCCACUGCACACGGCUAGCAGGGAGCAAGGCGGACGCGUGGUGGCUGCGGCACCACCCGCGCGUCCUCGCGCUGCCGUUCAAGAAGGGCACGAAGCGCGCGGACAAGGCGAACGCGAUCGACCUGUUUGUGACGGGCGAGCGGCUCGAGGGCGGCGAGCGCGCGCAGUGGGAGGGCCUGUUCGAGCAGGUGCCGGAGCCGCUCGGCGAGGCGGAGCGGCGGGAGUGGAUCGCCAAGCUGGAUGGCGUGGCGUGCUCGAGCGACGCCUUCUUCCCGUUCCCGGAUAAUGUGCAUCGCGCAAGGAGGAGCGGGGUGAGGUACCUCGCUGCGCCUGGGGGAAGCGUGAUGGAUGCGGAAUGUGUAAAGGCCGCGGAUGAACACGGGAUGGUGUUUGCGCAUACCUCGCUGCGGUUGUUCCAUCAUUAAAAAUCUGGCUACUCGAACUCGGAAGGUGUAUAUAGUUAGGCGAAGAGAAGUAAAAGGCGGUUGGGUGUUUAUUGGCUAUGAGAUUCUGCUGAUCCGGCACUU